Molecule: messenger RNA, 1647 nt
Organism: Fusarium pseudograminearum CS3096
Lineage: Eukaryota; Fungi; Ascomycota; Sordariomycetes; Hypocreales; Nectriaceae
Exons: 1
Coding region: 1-1647 (548 amino acids)
Biological process (GO): water transport; glycerol transmembrane transport
Cellular component (GO): plasma membrane
Molecular function (GO): glycerol channel activity; water channel activity
Source: RefSeq, a predicted model, not a curated record
AUGGCUGGAACUCAAGACCAGAGCCACGACUACUUUUCAAAACCAACUACUCCAUCAACACCAGGUCAAGCCCAUCUUGGCAAUGUCGCGAAUCGCAUUCCCAGUACUAUCCCAGACAGAGAAUCAGGAACAGAACGUUCCAAGUCAACACACUCCAGACAUCGUGUACUCCAUGGCCUACCUUCAACUUUCAUGUCGUACAUGAGUCGACGCCCUGUUGCCUCCUCAAGGGGCUUCUCCCGGAUGUCCAGCGAAGGGACCGCCUCUCGUCCUACAGCACCACAACAUUCCUCCCAAUUUCAUCACUAUGCCCCUGCCGAAGAUGGAUACUACCAAGAGAAUCCAUGGUUCGGCGAGGCAGAUAAGAAGCCCAUUUUCAGCCUUGGAAAGCCUCUGCCUCACAAGGUUCGUCGCAAAGCUUUAAAACCAGUCAGACCCGAUGGAAAGGUUGAUGAGGAAAUGGCCAUCGUAAAAGAGGAAAUUACCAACGAACCUCAUCCUGGUUAUGCCUCACGAACUACUUCUGGGCAGCCUUAUCGAGUUGAGACUCAGAGUAGCCUUCCCUCACGAGAUAUACAGCGCCAGCAAACUCGAACUACAGCGGCCGGGGUUGCUCACAAUGACAGACGAAAUGACGCUGGCCAGCCAGUCUUUGAAUACAUCCCUGGCGAAGCGACACCAACACCUGGACAUCGAGACCCCGCUUCCAGGGUGCAAUCAAAGCAGGAUAAUGGACAUUCUCCACCAGAUUUCAAGGUUGAUGGUGAACCAUUGGGACACCAAGAAAAGCCUUGCGUGGAAUCUGGUGAUACGGAUGCAGAUGAGAUGAGGAACUGGUGGGCAAGAUUACGUGCAAGGCAUCCUGAACCACUUGCUGAGUUUCUGGCUACCGCGGUGGCCAUCUUUCUCGGUCUCACAGGCACACUAUCGGUUAACUUGUCGGCCAAACAAUCACAACCAUACGGAACAUAUGAGACUUCAUGCUGGGCUUGGGGUUUUGCCUGGAUGUUCGGGAUUUAUCUCGGCGGUGGUGUCUCAGGUGCUCACAUGAACCCUGCCAUCUCUGUCUCACUGUCCAUAUUUCGUGGAUUUCCUUGGAAGCAGUGCGCCAUCUACGUGUUCGUCCAGUUUAUCGCCAGUAUCGUUGCUGGAGCAUUAGCUUAUGCCAUAUACGCUGACUCGAUCAACUACGUGGAUCCCGAUAUGACCAAGAUGUCCAUGACAUUCUUCUCCACGCCUCGAGAAUGGGUCACGCUCAAGUCGGCCUUUUUCAACCAAGUCGUCGGCAGCGCGAUCAUGAUGAUAGCUGUGUUUGCCCUUGGAGACGACCAGAACAAUCCGCCCGGUGCUGGAAUGCACGCUUUAGUCUUGGGCUUCCUUGUGACUACUCUCAAGUUCACUUUGGGGUACAACAUUGGAUCUGCGCUAAACCCUGCGUCUGACUUUGGGCCGCGAGUCAUUGCUUAUGCUGUUGGAUUCCGAGGAGACAAUGUAUUUCAUAGCGGGUGGUGGUUUUAUGGGCCGUGGGCGGCGACUUUGAUAGGAUCUUUACUGGGCUGUACUUUGUAUGAUGGCUUUGUGUUUGUGGGAAGUGAGAGUCCAGUCAACUUUAGGGUGGAUAAGAGGGUUAAGAAGUUGUUCAAUUAG